GCGGUAGGUGGAGACUUGACACAGCAGCAGAGUGGAGUCGGUAUCCAGGCAGCUGCUCUCUGUCUCUGCUUACUGAGAGCUAGGCUAGCUGGUAAACAACCCCAAACAGCCCCGGCGGUGUGUCGGGGAAUGUAAUGACUGAACCCGCCGUUGUUUUCCUCUAGUAGUCUCGGUUUUCGUCCGAGUUGAGCUUUUCGUUCCCACUACAUGUCUCGUGUUCCCGUGCAGGACCGUCUCUGCUAAAGGCUGGCUCGUUACUGAGACACACUGAUGCUGCCGAGAUGAGCUAACCUUUCAACUGUCGUCAGAGACAAAAGCAACAUUUCCACUGAGACCUGAGUUGUUUCUCGGUGGUGGAUGUCUCGUCGCCUCCGUCUGAGGUCGGAGGCCAGUUGGAGUCGGGAGGUGUGUCCUGGGCUGCAGCAGUGAUGCGUGCGUCUGUGGCAGGCUGCAGGAUGAGCGUGGGUGCGCUCCUAAACGGGCUGCUCGUCUCUGUCGUUGCGGCGCUCCUUUGGAAGUACUCCAAGCUGAGUGAGCACACUGCCCUGCUAGAGGAGGAGCUGCACAUGACACGGCAGUCCCAGGAGCUUUCUCAGGCUCGUAUCGACUAUCAUGUCGCCCUGCAGGCUCUCCAGGAGCACGGCACCCGCAUGGUCUGCACUGGAAAGAUGCACACCGACCGCAUCUGCCGCUUCGACUACCUCUGCUACAGCUCAGAGGCGGAAGAGUUUGUGUUCUUCCACUCUAACUCUUCUGUCAUGCUGCCUAACCUCGGGGCGAGGCGCUUCCAGCCCGCCCUGCUGGACUUGUCCUCCGUAGAGGACCACAACACGCAGUACUUCAACUUCUUAGAGCUCCCAGCUGCUACUCUUAAGUUUAUGCCUAAGCCUGUAUUUGUUCCAGAUGUAACUCUGAUAUUUAACCGGUUUAAUCCAGACAACCUGAUGCACGUGUUCCAUGAUGACCUGCUCCCCGCCUACUACACCAUGCAGCAGUAUUCAGACUUAGACGAUGAGGCGCGUUUGGUUUUCAUGGAGGGCUGGAGUGAAGGCCCUCACUUCGACCUCUACAGACUUCUCAGCAGCAAGCAGCCUCUCCUCAAAGAACAGCUGAGGAACUUUGGGAAGCUCAUGUGUUUCACCAAGUCCUACAUCGGCCUGUCCAAAAUGACCACCUGGUACCAGUACGGGUUCGUCCAGCCGCAGGGACCCAAAGCCAACAUGUUGGUGUCUGGGAAUGAGAUCCGGCAGUUUGGCAAGUUCCUGAUGGAGAAGAUGAACAUCACCGGGGUGGAGGAGGUAGAGAAGGAAGGAGCGAGCACUGAAGAUGAGAAGGAGAAAAAGGACGAGUACAUUGUCGUAUUUAGUCGUUCAACUACGAGGCUGAUCCUGAACGAAGCGGAGCUGAUCAUGGUGCUUGCUCAGGAGUUUCAGAUGAGGGUGGUCACUGUGUCUCUGGAGGAUCAGUCUUUCCCCAGCAUCGUCCAGGUGAUCAGUGGGGCUUCCAUGUUAGUCAGCAUGCAUGGAGCUCAGCUCGUCACCUCACUCUUUCUCCCCAGACGAGCGACCGUCGUGGAGCUCUUCCCGUUUGCUGUGAACCCGGAGCAGUACACUCCCUAUAAAACCCUCGCCUCCCUCCCAGGCAUGGACCUGCACUACAUCUCCUGGAGUAACACGAAGGAGGAGAACACCGUCACCCACCCGGACAGACCGUGGGAGCAAGGCGGCAUCACUCAGCUGGACAAAGAGGAGCAGGAGCGGAUACUCACCAGCAAAGACGUCCCACGGCACCUGUGCUGCCGAAACCCAGAGUGGCUCUUCCGGAUCUACCAGGACACUCUGGUGGACAUUCCCUCUUUCUUGGAAGUCCUCAAAGAAGGAAUGAAGACCAAGCCCAGCAUGAAAAAGUCAAAACCAGCAAGCGUAGUCCAUCCGGGCCGGGUCAGAGAACCGCAGUGUCAGACCUCAGUGCAAACCAGCCACGAGGCUAAACUCACCGUCUCCUGGCAGAUCCCCUGGAAUCUGAAGUAUCUGAAGGUGAGGGAGGUGAAGUAUGAAGUGUGGAUCCAGGAGCAGGGAGAGAACACCUAUAUGCCUUAUAUCCUUCCCCAACGAACUACACCUUUUCAGAAAACAUCAAGCCCUUCACCACCUACCUGGUGUGGGUGAGAUGCAUCUUCAACAAGAACCUCCUGGGACCUUUCGCAGACGUUCUCAUGUGCAGGACCUAGAGCAAACAUCUGCUGGUCUGGGUUGCUGUGCAGAGAAGUGGAGUCAUGCCUGUUCCAGAUUAUUAACAUGUAAAGCUUAAUAAGUCCAGCGAGAGGUGAUGUGGCACACCUCCCCAGUCUGAGAACGAGCUGCUGAACUCUGAUGGAGAGGUUUUUGUUUGGCCAUGGAGUAACUGCAAAACACUUGAAGCACAGGGUCUGAACUUUCACUAAGUAUAUUUCCUGUCCUACAAAGAAAGAGAGAGCUAAACCGUCUACAAGAAUUCAAAUCCACAGAUUUAUUUAUGUGCAGAAUAAUAUAUAAAGUUUUUUUAGUCUUAGUCAGAACACUGGUUCUUUACCUUUUACAGUAUGCAAUAUAGCUUUUCUGUGGAGAGCAAGAGAGAUUUUAGAAUAGCAAGAUUUUUUUAUGUUUUUUGACUUGUCUGCCGUGUGAGUGUGAUUCCCCGUGUGGCUCAGUUCACCUACAUUCGCCUCUUUCUGCAGAACCCAGCCAAAACCAAAGCAACUCUGUCAUCAUGAUUUCAGCCAACCAUCAUUCAUGCCAUCACGUCAUUCUUCUUAUGUUACUUAGAAUUUCACGUAUCGUACAAAAAAAUGUGUCAAGGAAGAGUUUUAUGAACGCCAUACUCACUAAACUUUUAGAUUAUGAAACUACAGAGUGAUUUAAGGUACUGUGAGGAGUCUCUUUAGUCUCUUUAUGACCUACAUGAUAGAUGUCGAUAUUCGUACACCCGUUAAGUGACUCUGUUUCGAGCUCUUUUGGUAAAGUUUGUCAGUGAGAAGUAAGUAAUCAAGCAGGAGGAGUUUCUUCUUCAGAUAUGUUUGGUCCUUAUGGCUGAUACUGGAGCAGGAUUAUCAAACAGAUGAACUGUUGACGUUUCAGACGGAGAAACUCCGUGCAUUGCUAGCUAAAAGAGCUAAAUGUCUAUGAACAGGAUUUAAUGUUUAUGCUUCACCUCUCUUUGAGGACUAAAGAGUUGGACCGUGUGCAUAUUUACAUUAUUCAGUCAUUUAUCGACACACAGGAGCUCACAUCAAGACACGGGCUGUGACGGCUAACGUCAAACCGGUACGUCAGAGUUCACAAAGUUUAGUCCUUGUUAUGUUACAUUUCACACUUUGACGUAGCUACAAAACAACACUUAAGAAAAGUAGGAUUAAAAAUAAAUUCUGUAGUCAUUGGGCUUAAAAAACACUACCAGUUUCAUCCAAAGGGGGCGCCAGAAUCAACACAUGAAAACUCCUCACUGUGCCUUUAACGAGCAUUUUGAAAUAGACACAAGUGUUUUUCAGCAACCACAGAUACGUCACAUUAAUUUUACUGCACUAGGAAAUUGUUGUUCUCUAAUUGGCACUAAUUACGUCUGUAUUAAUUGUAAUUUUCUGUAGAGUGAAUUUGUUACGUUAGAAACAGUUUCCAGUCUUAGUAUCUGGUCAGGAGAGUCUUAUUCUGAAUUCUUAAUUGAAAGAAUAGAUAUAUGUGUGUAGCCGAUCAAGCAUUAGCGUUUAGUUUCAUUAUUUGGCUUGUUAGAGAUUAAAAAAAAGCCUCAAAUCUGCACCCUGACUUUUCCUGUCAGGCGUAUCUUUAUUGUCACUGUCCCAGCCUGUCACUUUAAGAAGGCAGUGUGUGCAUGUAAUGAGUCUGAUGUUGAUUUCAGAAGUGAGAGUGUUAUGAGACUGCAGAAAGUGUCAACAUAAGCUUAGUUUGAAGAGUAGUGUUUUUAAAGGCCCCAUGUGAGUCGUAUGUGCUGCACUGAGUUGAUUGUACACUUGUUUUAUGCAAAGUCACCGUGUUAUCUCCCUGCCAGUCUUCAAAUGUUAGAAAGUUAGGUAGGUAGUUAGCAGCUAUAUGCCAGGCUGAAGCCUAAAGGAACCAGCUCUUAGGCACUUUUGUGGAAAAAGCCACGAUGGAUUAUUAGGGCCAUUCAUUAAAAAAAAAAUGUGUAUAUAUAAAAUUUAUUUUAUUUAAGUUACAUUUUUCCCUUUAUGAAUAGGACAGCUUAAGAGAGACAGGAAACGUGGGAAGCAGAGAGCGGGGGAAGACAUGCAGGACACGGUCACAGCCGGGAUUCGAACCAGCGACUUCUGUGAUAAGAACUAUAGCCACUGUAUAUGGGGCAAGCUUAGACCGCAAGGCCAACAGCACCCCAUUAGCAAUAAUUUUAAAGAAAUUAAGCCAGAGAAGAAGAGUAAUUAUCUAAGAGUAAACUCACAAAUAUUUGAGAAAAAAAGCACAAAUUUGUGAGAUAUAUAAAGUCAAAAAUUUGCAAGAAAAGACAGAAAAGUUUUUAAGCUUCCCACUUUUGCACAUCAGACACUGCUGCCGUGCAUUAUGCCUGCUGUGCUCCACCUCGUAUAAGAUUUAGCCUUUGAUUAUGACCUUUAAACCUAAAUUACAGCAAAUAUUUGAAUAUGAUCGAGACAUGGGCAUUAUGAGGGAAUAAAGACUAGUUUCCAUAUUAGGAGAACCUUCGUGUUUCUAUCAUGAAGAGAAAAUUACCUGUUCAACAUGUUCUGUGCAAUUAUGACCAUGUCAGAUUUUUAACUACAUCACAAGCCCCAUCAGUGCAGUUUGCUCCAGAGUUGCACUUUAUUGUGGCUGAGAUGAUCUGUCAGCAUAUCACUCACAGAUAUGAUGAACUGGAUGAAGGGGAGGGGGGCCUUACUGUUUUAUUAACCCAUUUACUUUCUGCAACGAGCUUUCAAAAUUUUGUUUAAUCUCGGAUAGUUACUCCUCUCCUCCUGCUCCGUUAUUCAUUUAAUAAAAAAUAAACACAAGUUUCAUUGCCGGCUCACUUUGUCUGAGUCGCCUCAUUUGUUAUGAAGUGCUGCUCCUUAGUAUCUAGAAUUGUGUUCCCUUUUAGACUCUGAAUUUGAAUUGGAGGUUUCAGUGCGUGGGAGAUGAGAUGUAGCAGCAGACGGUUUAUGGGUGAAACAAAACACUGCCACCAACCUUAAUUUGAUGAUGUCAUGUCCUUUAUGAGAAUCUCUGUAACCAUUUGGACUUAGACGAUCCUUCUCUUUUCUUUUGCCAAACAUCCUCCUACAUGUCUUCACACGCUGACAUUAUUCCCCUGAAGUUCUCAGAUGCAGUUCUGUUUGUCAAAGCAUGUUCAAGAGAUUAUUUGCUGUGUGAAAGACGCAAUGGUUUAGAAAUGUGUGUGUUUGUAUUGUUGGUUUAGAUACGUGCGAGAUGUCCUCCUGUGUGUGCUGAGUGAAUCGAGAGUCUGUUUUCUACAUUAGCCAAGAGUUUGUUUCUUUUUCAGUACCUGUGAUUGAAUAAAGAAGCUUAUUUCUUACAAU
Molecule: messenger RNA, 5536 nt
Organism: Notolabrus celidotus (New Zealand spotty)
Lineage: Eukaryota; Metazoa; Chordata; Actinopteri; Labriformes; Labridae
Gene: pomgnt2
Product: protein O-linked mannose N-acetylglucosaminyltransferase 2 (beta 1,4-)
Exons: 2
Coding region: 429-2168 (579 amino acids)
Biological process (GO): protein O-linked glycosylation via mannose
Cellular component (GO): endoplasmic reticulum
Molecular function (GO): protein O-acetylglucosaminyltransferase activity
Source: RefSeq, a predicted model, not a curated record